This is a messenger RNA of Parnassius apollo (apollo), 2217 nucleotides long. Lineage: Eukaryota; Metazoa; Arthropoda; Insecta; Lepidoptera; Papilionidae. The record is from the annotation of a GenBank genome assembly.
GUAGGAUAUGAUGACGGAGUACUGUGUAUAUGGGCAGUGCGGCGAGGCACGCUGCUGGUGCGCCUGGUGCCGUGUGACGGCGCGCUGCACGCGCUGGCCACGCUCGCCCGCGGCGCCUUGUUGCUCGUCGCCUGCACGAGUGGCACGCUUAAAGUUUAUGACAUGAACGAAGUGAUUGCUAUCGACGAGUCUGCGCGUGAGGUAACGCCACUGAUGUGGGAAGAUGGCGCGCAUGAUCUUGGCGCGCUAUGCGCUGCGGCUAACGACGUGGGAGACGUAGCCGCCACUGGGGGGCACGACGCUCGCGUGCGCUUGUGGUGCGUGACCGGCGAAGCGAUAGAGAGACGCGUGACCGCCGGUGCAGUUCUCUGCGGGCACACUGCGGCGGUGACGUCACUGCACUGGGCGCGUGGUGGCUCCCUCGUCAGCGCGUCGCUUGACCGCACCGCCCGCCUGUGGGUGCCAUGCACACUCACCUGUCUCCGAGUCUUACACGCACACGCACGCUACCUUACGUGCGCCGUACUGUCGCCGGACUUACGUUUUCUACUUACGGGUUCAAACGACCGAACGGUGCGCACAUGGUCCUUGGGUGACUUCACAUUGGAAGACAAUAUCGAGCCUCCGUGUUCCAUUCUAACUCAUUUCGGUUUAGGUGACCUUGAGGGCAUCGAACCGGUAAACGAGGAAGCUCUAUACGAUGAAAGUGCUACUACUUCGGGAGACGACGCAGGUUUUAACGAGGCAGAACGACUGUGGUUUUCUAAAGAUAUACAUGUGGGCGCAAUCAACUCCAUCGCUACUUACAAGGACAUCCUUGUGACAGCUUGUAGCGAUGGUGCUGUGCGAAUUUUUCGUUGGAGUGAGCAACUUGAAACGUUGCUUUGUGAGCGCGUGCUGGCGGCUCAUCGCUACCCAGCAAUGUCGGUAGACCUCGGAGCCAGCGGCGCGAUGCUGCUCAGCGCGGGGCUGGACGGUCGCGCACGCCUCUGGGACGUUCAGGAGAAGGGUCGUCUUUUAUGCCAGGGUGCACGUUCCAGCGUGUACGAGGCGUUCGAGAGUGCGGCGAUGUGCUGCGCGUGGGCAGUGAACGGACGCGUGGGCGCAGCGGGUGCAGCGGGUGGUGAGCUGCGCGCGCUGGUACCGCCACCCGCCGCUGCAUCGCUGUGCACGCACCGCGCUGCGCACGACCUCGGCGUGCUAAGCUGCGACUUCGCGCCGAAAGAAAACUGGAACAAAUCUAAUACAUACACGUUGGCGUCGGCUGGUCGGGAUGCAUUAGUGAAAAUAUGGAAGAUCCAACUCGAAGAAGACACGAGCGGAGAGACAAGCGCCACUAUGUGCUUACUCUGUUGCCUAGAAGCUCAUGGUGCGGCUGUUGAAAGUGUUAGGUUUGGAGUGGGCGAAUAUGAAUCAGUGCAUCUGGCCACUAGUGGCGCGGAUGGGUGGGCGCGAGUUUGGCGUCUUGCUGCCGAUGGUCGAACAGAAGCUCUAGCCGCGGUGCCAGUUGGCGGUGCCACUGGUGCCACGGCAGCCACCCUUCUCGGUACUUCCGUGCUGGUGGCCGGAACUUUGACUGGUGAACUAACCUUGUGGCGACUACCAGCAACCGUCGAAGUUGGCAAUGAACUGACUGAUGACGAAGGAGAUGAUGGCGCUGAACCACGCCAUUGGGGCGUUUCAGGAGUUGUGAAAUGGCUGCGCGAAUAUAUCACACGUAUUCCUGGCGCUGAAGUGAGCAUUGACACGGAGAUGACGCUGGUGCAACGAGCACGUGACGCCGGGCUCACAGGAGCGCAGCUGCUGGACGAUCCUGUCGACGAGCUGAUGCACUUACUUCUACCACCAUGUAAAUUUACUGAAGAUUUGGAAAAAAACACAAAUUUAGACGAUAAAGACGACUUUGAAGAAUAUAAUAAAUCAGAAGCAGAAUUUGAAGAAAAACUGGAUGUAUCAGACAUUGAUUUGGAUGUAGAAGCAAAUAAACAACUGCGCACCCGACUUCAAGAUGAGCUUCGGUGGUUGCGACGAGAACCUCCCAAUGUGAAACUCGAGGCGUGCGCGCCACACGUGCUGCGCUGCGCGAUGACACACGCGUUGCUGCGCGAACCCGCGCGCGCCGCCGACGGAUUCUCCUACGAGCGGGCUAACAUACUCGACUACUUCUUUGCUGCUGGCAAGUUUCUUACUACCAUUUAUAGACUUCUAUGCAUAUAA